CGUAUAAAACAAACUUAUAUCACCUUUUAAAAAUAACUAAUAAUUAUAAGAAUAACAAGAUGAAUGAAAAAUAUAUUCAAACCAAAAUAAUGAAUUAUCUAAAGAAGCUAAAUAUUCAGUCCAAAAUAAAAUAUUUGUUUAUAUUGGUGUAGACAGUAAAUUUCGAUGUAAUAACCAUAAACUGAAACAAGAAAAAAAAUCUAAACAUUUGGGUUGGUUACUUGUCUCAUUGCCUCUUGUAGAACCAACCAGACUAGAUCAUAUAUGCGGUCGAGUCUAUGAAACAGUUUGUCAGCUCUUUUAGAAAAUCAUAUAUAAAAUCAUGGUGGAACGGAUGGCUAUCAUUUUGCCUUCCAUUAUCUCACCAGAGCAGAAUGGGUUUAUGCGUGGUCUCCAGAUCGUUGACAAUGUGUUGAUUGGUCAUGAAGUUAUGCAUUACCUCAAGGUCAAAAAGCAAGGGAAGAAAGGUUACUUGACUCUGAAGGUUGACAUGGGAAAUGUCUAUGAUAGAGUCGAAUGGUAUUUCUUGCUUGCAAUUAUGGCUAAGAUGGGUUUUAGUCACCAAUGGGUUGGAUGGGUACAGGAAUGCGUCUUGACGGUGACAUUCUCUGUGAUGAUGAAUGGAACGCCUAUAGGGUAUUUCCGGUCUACGCGAUGGCUCCGGCAGGGGGACCCCUUGUCUCCGCUACUUUUUGCUGGGGUAAAGAUUAGCCCUCAAGGUCCUAUUAUCUCGCAUUUGUUCUUUGCUGAUGAUUCCUACUUGUUCUUACAGGCUUCUAAGUUGGAAUGUGAAACGUUGCUUAAGCUGCUGCAAGAUUAUCAGGACUUGAGUGAUCAGAAAAUGAAUUUGAGCAAGUAUGUUGUGUGUUUCAGUGGUAAUGUUGACCCACCGAACGCGGAGGAAAUGGCAUUCAUCCUAGGGGUGGGGGAAAUUAGUCUCCAGGAUAGAUACAUGGGGAUUCCUUGCUUGGUUAAACACUUUAAGGUUGAGACGUUUAGAUACUUGGAGGAGCGAUUGUUGGCCAAACUGCAGGGGAAGGAGGUGCUUCUUAAAGCGGUCGUUGUGGCUCUUCCUAUCUACGUUAUGUCUUGUUUCCUCUUACCAGUGACGCUAUGUCGUAAGUUGGAUAAGCACAUGACCCGUUUUGGUGGGGCUAUUCGGUGGAGAAAGUCAAGGCUCACUGGGUCUCCUGGCAGAACUUAUGUCGGAGUAAGUUCGAGGGUGGUAUUGGGUUCAGGCGUUUUGGAAAUUUUACCCAGGCUCUGUUGGCUAAAGUUUCUUGGAGAAUUUGGAAGGAGCCUGAGACGCUUGUGGCUCGUCUUCUUAAGGGUAAGUACUUUGCUCGAACUACUAUUUUCACUAUUGUCCAUGGACCUCGGCCAUCAAGGGGGUGGACAAGUGUGCUGCAUCGGAGGGAUCUUCUUUGCAAGCAGUGGCAGAGGGAGAGGGUAACAGGGUGGGUCCCGAGACCCACCCUGAUUCGGGGCAAAAUGGUUAAAUUAGGUACAAUAGUUAAUUGAUAACGAAAACUAGGUCGCGUUUAGUUGAGAAUAGUUGGUCGAAAAGUUUUGUGUUUGAAUCUUGGCGACCUCAUUUCUUAAGCAUACGGUAUACACAUUUGUGCAAACAUCAAUUUCGUAUAAGUUGACUUUCUUAUAAGGAGCAUGGUAGAAAAUGGUAUAAUAUAUUAUUGAAAUCUUCCAACAACUCGAUUUAUUGAUACUAAAUAUUUUUUUAAGAUCAUUCGAAAGCGAACGAUCAGAUAAAUCAUGAAUUAUUGGUUGGCAUAAGAUUUAUUAUUAAACCUCUAUCAACAACUCGAGGUAUUGACACUAACGGUUCUUAACAAAGAACACCAUUUGAAACACUACGACUAACUAAAUCAAUGAUUGUUUGGUAUAUAUGCAGAGUGAUAUUCUUGAUAUUUUCGAUUGCUAAUGCAUUUUAAUUUAUCAAAAAAUUCAACGUAAGAUUAUAUUCAAAAAACUAUUUUAUCAUAUUUAUUUUUUCGAGGUGGGCGCCACCUUAAACUGAAUCCUGGCUACGCCACUAUUUGCAAGGGACUUAUUUGGCAGAUUGGGGAGGGGACUCAGGUGAGUGUUUUGAGGGAUAACUGGAUCCCGGGAGUCCGCCCAAAAGACCUUGUUCUUCGGCCUUCGGCUCCAGUGCUUUCGAAUGUAACGGUGGAGUCCUUAACAGUCCUGGGAAUGGGACGUUUGUGUCUGGAGUGCUUAGACCAAUGCUUUUCACUGGAGGUAGUCUAGGCCAUUCAACCGAUCCCGUUGCCCAAGUUGCCAGUGAGAUCUGGCUAUCAUCUGGCUUUCCAGUUAAGUAGAAGGCUGCCAGGCUAGAAAGAUGAGGUCUCCUUUGUUAUAUGGAGUUUUGGAAGAAAAUAUGGAAUUUUCUCAUUCCUGCCAAACUAAAGUUCUUUGUGUGGCAAAUUAUGAAGCGAGUUUUGCCCACUUCUGAAGCGAUUUUGGAGAAGGGCGGUACUAUUCCUAUUGAUUUGGGGGAAUUGUUGGGGAUGACCUCCCGAUCUCUCCUAAAUGCCUAGUUUGUUGGGCACCGUUACGUUGGAGACGAUUGAGCAUUUGUUCCUAUCGUGUCGGGUUGCGGUUUCCUUAUGGAAUGGGUCGAGACUGGAUGGUGGUCCAAUGAUGACUGCUCCGCUAAAUUUUGCUAUGUUUUUUCGACGAUUUGUAGAACAUGAUGCAGGGGUAGAGCAGAUUGUGCGUUUCAUAAUGUUGUUGUGUAGGACAUGGAAGAGCCGGAAUCGGCUGGUAUUUGAGCAUGUCCAGUACGACAUUAGGCGUCUGGUGCGUCAGUAUGAAGAGCAGGUCCGCGAAUGGUUGGCAUUUUUGCAACCGGGGACGGGGUAGGGUUUGCAAUGGCGGAGGCAUGAUGGUGCGACUCGGAGUCAGCAGGGGCAUAAGUAACCUUUCUUGCUAUGUUGAUGGGGCGGUUUCACAUGGGUCUCAUAGUGCAGGAGGGGGGUGGUCUGGGAUGCGAUGGGGGUAUUCAUUAUAUUAAAUGAUUUUAUUAUGCAAGGCUUGUGGAUCCUUUUUUGGUUGAAUUGGUAGCUUUACGGGAUGGAAUUCAGUGGUGCUCUUUGAAGGGUCUAGCUGAGGUGAUGUUUUGUGGGGAUGUGAAGGUGGUUAUCGAGAAAAUUCAUAGAAUGGAUGUCCGUGAUGUGCGGGGUGGAAGGAUUUUGAUGGAGAUUGGGAGUUUUCGACAACAGUUAGGGAGCUUUGGGAUUUCUUUUGUUGGCAGGAGUAACAACCGGAUGGCUCAUGAUGUGGGCAGGUAGGAAGACCCUUUUUUUGUUGCCUACGACUGUAGGAACUUUUGAUUUUGAACAUUAGUUUUCCUUUGAGUUGUAAACGAUACUAGCUUUUUGCCUUGGUAAUACAAGGGAUUUAUUGAU
This is a messenger RNA of Linum trigynum, 3425 nucleotides long. Lineage: Eukaryota; Viridiplantae; Streptophyta; Magnoliopsida; Malpighiales; Linaceae. The record is from the annotation of a GenBank genome assembly.